AUGUGCAGUGUACUAAAUUGGACUGAACUUGACAUGACUGUACUUUCCGAACAGAUAAUUGGCGAAAAGAUCCGAGAGCUUAUAGAGACUCUGGAGCAUCACAAACUAGAAGCAAUCCAAUUCACGUUCAAGCAAGUGAGCAAGAACUUCACGGAUGUGUUCAAGAAGCUGGUGCCACACGGUCGGGGUUCCCUCAUCAUGAGGGUGGCCACUGAGGAUCAACCGGAUUUGGUUGCUGAGCGGGCAAAUGCAGAACAAUUCACCGGUGUGGGUAUACGUGUGUCCUUCACGGGCGGCGAAGGCGAUAUGAGGGAGAUGAAUCAGCUAUCGGGGGGUCAGAAGUCGCUCGUUGCUUUGGCUCUCAUCUUCGCCAUACAGAAGUGUGAUCCCGCGCCGUUUUACCUAUUCGACGAGAUCGAUCAGGCCCUCGACGCCCAACACAGGAAAGCGAUAGCCAAUAUGAUCCACGAACUGUCUUCCAGCGCCCAAUUCAUCACAACCACUUUCCGUCCGGAAUUGUUGGAACACGCGCACAAAUUCUACGGAGUUAAAUUCCGGAAUAAAGUCUCCCACGUGGAAUGCGUCACUCAGGAAGAGGCCAGGGACUUUGUGGAAGACAGUGCUACUCACGCCUAA
Pieris macdunnoughi is the source of this 636-nucleotide messenger RNA. The record is from the annotation of a GenBank genome assembly. NCBI's taxonomy places the organism in Eukaryota, Metazoa, Arthropoda, Insecta, Lepidoptera, Pieridae.